Molecule: messenger RNA, 660 nt
Organism: Knipowitschia caucasica
Lineage: Eukaryota; Metazoa; Chordata; Actinopteri; Gobiiformes; Gobiidae
Source: the annotation of a GenBank genome assembly
AUGAAGAAGGAAGAGGAAGGGGAAGAAGGAAGAAGAAAGAAAGAAAGGGUAGAAGAGGGAAGAGGAAGGAGGAGAAGAAGAAGGGGAAGAAGAGGAGAAGAUGAGGAAAAUGAGGAAGAAGGGGAAGAAGAGGAAGAAGGGGAAGAAGAGGAAGAAAGGAGGAAGGGGAAGAAGGGGAAGAAGAGGAAGAAGAGGAGGAAGGGGAAGAAGGGGAAGAAGCGGAAGAAGAGGAGGAAGGGGAAGAAGGGGAAGAAGAGGAAGAAGAGGUGGAAGGGGAAGAAGGGGAGGAAGAAGAGGAAGAAGAGGAAGAAGGGGAAGAAGAGGAAGAAGGGGAGGAAGAAGAGGAAGAAGAGGAAGAAGGGGAAAGAAGAGGAAGAAGAUGAGGAAGGGGAAGAAGAGGAGGGAGGGGAAGAAGUGAAGAAGAUGAAAAGGAAGAGGAAGGGGAGAAGAAGGAAGAAGAAAGAAAAGGGAAGAAGAGGAAAGAAGAAGAAGGAAGAGGAGGAGAAGAAGAAGAAGGGGAAGAAGGGGAAGAAGAAGAAGGGGAAGAAGGGGAAGAAGAGGAAGAAGGGGAAGAUGAGGAAUAAGAGGAAGAAGGGGAAGAAGAGGAAGAAGAGGAAGAAGGGGAAGAAGAGGAAGAAGGGGAAGAAGAGGAAGAAGUGA